UUGUGUUGCAAUUUUGCAGACCAUGGUCAAAAGAGCAUCCAUUUGAAAUCGCGUGCAGUUUCCGUGUUCAUACCCGCCUGAUGUAAGCCUCCUAGGGUACACCUGUUCUUCGACGGUCAAUCAUCAGCAGAGGUGAGGUGAGGUGAGCUGAGGAGGAGUUCAUGGAGAUGGAGGGCCGGGGUCUGUCUGACCUGUUCAGGAACACCAGCGAGGAGAUCUUCCUCAAGGCGGUGAUGGAGAACUCGAUCGGAGUGGCAGCACCGCCGAGCAUGGAGAUGAUGGGGUUCAGAAACAUGACACAGAGCUUCAGAGAAGACAGCGAGGAGUUGUUCAACAGCUGGCUGAUGAAUGGAGAGAUUCCAGGCUUUAGUCACCUGAAUAAUCGGCCUCGACAACCAUCUAGGUUGUCAUCAGAGGCAGGUGCCUUUCCUAAUCAACAACAUGACAUUGCUCGACAAAAUUUUCUCGCCGACAACUUGAUCCCUGAGAAUUGUGCAGUUCCUCCUGAAUACACGAAUAACCAUAACCAGCAACCACUCAAGAAUGCAGCAGAGAAAGGGAUGCAAGCCAGUGAUCUACUUUUGGCAAAGACCUGGUUUCACUGCACUCAACCAAUGACUAGAAGCAGAUCUUCAGAACUGAGGAGGCGAUAUGCUGCAAUGCAAAGUAAUGUGUCACCAAUAACUACAGGAACUAUGAGAGCAGCAAACCAAUUGAGAUUAGAUUUUACCAACACAAAUGCAGCAAAUAGUACCCCAAUGGGCAGCACUCCACUUCAGACUUCGACAUUUGUAUCUCCUUCAUGUUCAUCGACUUCCCCCUUGGACAAUCCUCAUAUGCUUGCACAAGAUACUGUUACAUCAGUGGUGAGCAUGCUCAAGGAUACGCUCGAGCGUAAGAAGCUCAGUAGCCCUGCCAACAGAGACAUGCCACAUGGCAACCCUUUUGGGUUUUACGACAACCAGCAGUUUCAACACAACAUUCUUGGAGGAACAGAUAUGUUCCCCUUGGUGACCAAUGGACAUGUUCAGGACUCCCUGAUGCUUCCUGAAGUCGAGAGGCCCACAGAACCAAAUGCUGAGAACUUUGUUGCCCCCGCAAGCCAGAUUUGGAUCAGUGCAGCGUCUCGUGAACCUUCACAGAGUGGAUCGUCUAAUGCUCUGACGGCUCAGUCAGCCGGUUUUGAAGUAUGUGAUGAGCUACGUCCUAUGGGGCAAUCAUUGUCUAUGUGUGAGAGCACUAGGAAAAAUGUUGCAAAUGGAACAGCUGACUGCAGAUCAAACAGCAAAGAUUACAGAGAGAAGGUACUAAAAGAUAAUUUGAAGGAUGAAAGAAAGAGAGUGGCCCUGACACGAAUGGGAUCCAUCUCAUCAGAACAAGCAGUUGAUAGAGGAGAUCCUACGAAGAAACGCAGGGUUGAGCGCACACGCAAAAUGGCAGAAGCAAAGGAAAGAAGUUCGACCCCGGUAAUACCAACUGACAUGCAAGCGGUCCUCAAGCGCUGCGAAAACCUAGAGAAGGAGGUCAGGUCACUAAAGCUUAACUUGUCAUUCAUGAACCGGAAGGAUUCAGAACAGACGAAGCAGAUCGAGGAUCUUCAGAAGCAAAACGAGGACAUGGUGGAAGAGAAGGAGAGGCUGAUAGAGGAGAUCGAACGAAUGGCCUCCGACUCCACGGCAUGAUCGCCUAGCCCUUCCGGCUUUAUAAACUAAUAGCAGUGGACUUGGAAAGAGUCCCUGCUCACUAGAUACAGAUAUACACCCAAUUAUAGUUGAUGGUCUGAAUGUACCAUUCUUUUCGUUCUAUGUUCCUAUUGUAAUCUUUAACAUGUACUAGUAUCAACAAGAACUGAUUGGUAAUUGCAUCUUAAUCCAGAUUGCAAUUCAUAUGGUAGUAGUUUCAACUGAUCAAAGAAAAUGUUACUAGAAGUGGCAUCAAACAUAAGCAAGAAACACGAGAUUUUCAUAUCUCAGCACCAACAACAGAUUGGGAAUUGCAUUUGAAUUCAGUUUGCAAUUCAGAUGAUAGCUUCAGCUGAACUGAUAAAUAAAAUGGAAGAAACAGCAUCGAACACUUUCAGAUCUUCGGUACAGGAACUACUAUAUUAUUUCAGGGUUAAUCAGACAAUACUUAAGGGAUUUGAUAGAAAUAGAAAGAAACAUGGCAUUACUUAGUUCCAACAUUUCGAUGAACACACAGCAAUGCAUCUCCAAGACCACAACUCAUUACAGCAACUGUUAUUUUAGGAAGAUUUUCAUAUCUCAGUACAGGAACAAUUGUUUCAGGAUAUUUCAGGUUUGAUUAGGCAUAUUUCUGGAGGGAUUUGAUUCUUAUACAUGGCAUUACUUUUCAUUCCAGCAUUUCAACAAACAUACGGCAUCUCAAAGAUCACACCUCAAUCGCUGGAUCAACCAAUCUGACACACCAAGAACUGGAAUUGCACAUGGAACGAACACCAUCAGUGCUU
Messenger RNA from Triticum dicoccoides, 2467 nucleotides. RefSeq names its product protein CYCLOPS-like. The transcript has 12 exons. Bases 162 to 1682 code for a protein of 506 amino acids. The record is from RefSeq and is a predicted model, not a curated record. Gene Ontology annotation, biological process: arbuscular mycorrhizal association. Lineage: Eukaryota; Viridiplantae; Streptophyta; Magnoliopsida; Poales; Poaceae. Gene Ontology annotation, molecular function: sequence-specific DNA binding. Gene Ontology annotation, cellular component: nucleus.